AUGCGAAUUUGUUUGAUAUUCUUGUUUGCAGUUGGGGUGUGCUUUACCCUAGCCACACCAACAGAAGAACAUUCUUUAAUCCGACAGCGAAGGCAGGUGGAAGUCUUUGGUAAUAUUAGGAAACUAAUUGAAGACCUCAUUACAAAUUUGCGCGCUGCUGCCAACGAUGCCUUAGAAGCGGUGAAGACCUUCGAGUAUGGCCUAGUAGAGCAGGCCAAGUUAGUUCGCGAGAAGAUUAUCGAAGAUUUGCAAAAACUGAGUGAUCGUGUCACUCAGACUAUACAAGGAGUUGUCGAUAAAAUAACUGGUUCUGGAGCAGCAGUCAAAGAGUGUGUGGAUUCACACCGCAAUGAUGCAGCCGCUCUUUUUAACGACACGCUAGCAAAAACUAUGGACUGCGCAGACGAACGUAUCGCAGAGAUCAGCAUUCAGAUUCAAAAUCUGAAGAACUACUCCGAAGAAGCGCUAGCCUUCGCGGACACUGCAUUAAUUGAUAUGCAAAAAUGCAUCAACGAUAAUCCUGGGAAAAUUUUUGACGUGGGAGCUUGUCUCGGCAGUGUAGCUUUUAAAACUGAGGCUAGAGGUGCAGUUUUCGUCGCCCAAAGCGCCAUAUCGAUUGCUCGUCUAAACCUGGCUUUGGCCAUCGUACCAGCAGCACUUGAGGUUUGCGUGGGAACUCAUCUCGUCUCCGCAGGGUUAGUAACCACCAAAAUUGUCAUGGAAAUAGGAAGCUGCUCAGCGUCAUCUGUAUUCAACAAUAUCAUCGGCAACACCGUUAAUUAUUGA
Messenger RNA from Chilo suppressalis (striped riceborer), 786 nucleotides. NCBI's taxonomy places the organism in Eukaryota, Metazoa, Arthropoda, Insecta, Lepidoptera, Crambidae. The record is from the annotation of a GenBank genome assembly.